Candidula unifasciata is the source of this 798-nucleotide messenger RNA. The record is from the annotation of a GenBank genome assembly. NCBI's taxonomy places the organism in Eukaryota, Metazoa, Mollusca, Gastropoda, Stylommatophora, Geomitridae.
AUGUUGCCAACACAUUUAUUAACUCCAUGCAGUAUGGUACGUCAUCUUUCGUCAGCCAAGUGUUUGGCAGUAAAGGUUGUACAUCUACGGAGUGUUUCGUCAUUUCAAGUUCUCAGCAAUAAACAGGCUGACUUCCUUUCACCUGUACCUUUGAUGUCAACAUUAAGUUUACAUUUUCGGAAGCCCUUUUCCUCCGGAUCUGAGCACUUUAUUUCCAAGGAUAAUUCUAAGGCUGCCCAGAAUAAACCAGUUGCUUUCACAGACUCUGAUCAAUGUCUGCUGUUUGAUGCACCAGGGGUUCUUAUUUCACAACUAACGUUUGCUGAAAGUAAGGCUAUGGCAGAUCAGAAGAAAUGCAGGCUUGUAUACACGCACAGAAACAAGGAUGGGCUCCUGUGCUUCCAGCUGCAGGCCUUGUGGAGUAGCAAGACUUUAGCAGCCUCUAAAAUAACACCUGCAACAAAUGCAGAGACGUCACCAUCCAGGAACAAGCUACAGAAGAGUGCAGUCAAGGAGUUCAGGAUUCACUCCAAAGUUGGUGACAAUGACUUCUCUGUCAAGUUGAACAAGAUGAAGUCGUUACUUCUUAAAGGGAAGCAGUUGAAGGUGCAUGUAGCAGCAUCAAGCGAAGCCAAGAACGGGAAAACAGCUUUGGUGUUAAUCAAACGGUUCACAGAAGAGCUCGGGGAUGUUUGCCAGAUAAAACAAGACUUUGCAAAUGACAAAGAGACCUGCCUAACCUUGAUACCAAAAGAGACAGUGAACCAAUCAGAGACAGUGAACCAAACAGAGACGUAG